UCUGUUGACUUCUUUGCCGGCCCACAGGAGGUCGCCAACACGCAAACAAUGUGAGGAUCCGAUGUAUCAUCCUCCUGGCAUCGCGCUGGCGGUUGCUACUGGCAUAGUUUGCGCUAGAGGAGGGAGUCCUGAUACCCCUACGCCACAAGUCCAGCGAUCCCGUCUGCAGGACACCCUGCUUCAGUACCUUGCGUGCCUGCCCUUGGAUACUGCAGCACCUCUAAUUUCUACGCAAUUUACAUUAUUCUGAACGACAGAAUAAUACCUGGAAAAUACUUAAGCACAGGACGAGGGUUACUGGAUUUAAAUUGCAGUGCGUGCGACGUUUAGUGUCUAUUUCUUGGAGCCGGGAUUGGACAACGUAUGGAGAGGUGCAACCGUAAUUGAGGGAGCAGAGCAGGACUCGCUGCUUGCUGCGGAAAACCUGUCGGCUCAGGGGAUUGGAUGUAUUGUUGUGUCGAGCAGUCGUGCGCGGGUUUACGCGUCAUAGCAAAGGAUUUCGCCGGACAGAGCGCAUCUAGUUUUUGAUACUCGACUUCUAAAAAACAUAUUGCAUGGAUACAACAUCAUGGCUGUGUUUGUAUGCAGGGUACAGUUCUUAGAUGACACUGAUCCAUUCAACAGCACCAAUUUUCCUGAGCCAACCAGGCCCCCUCAGUACACCUUCAGGGAAGAUAUCCCCCUUAUCAAUCAAAUUGCUGGAGUCCACAGGCUUCUCAAAGCCCCGCACAAGCUUGAUGACUGCGCCCUUCAGCUUUCCCAAAAUGGAAACUACCUGGAUUUGGAAUCCACCCUGGCAGAACAGAAAGAUGAACUCGAGGGCUUUCAGGGGGAAGGAGGAAGAGGCAAGAAGCACAGCCUCAUCCUCAGGACACAGCUAUCGGUCAGAGUUCACGCUUGUAUCGAGAAACUCUACAACUCAAGUGGACGAGAGCUAAGGAGAGCCCUGUUUUCCCUCAAGCAGAUUUUUCAGGAUGACAAGGAUCUGGUCCAUGAGUUUGUGGUGGCUGAAGGACUCACGUGUCUAAUCAAGGUCGGAGCUGAGGCAGACCAGAACUACCAGAACUACAUCCUCAGGGCCCUGGGGCAGAUCAUGCUCUAUGUGGAUGGUAUGAACGGACUCAUAAGUCACAAUGAAACUGUCCAGUGGCUUUACACACUCGUUGGAUCCAAGUUUCGUCUGGUGGUGAAGACAGCCUUGAAGCUGCUCCUGGUGUUCGUGGAGUACACUGAGCCUAACGCUGCCCUGCUCAUCCAGGCUGUCAACACCGUGGACACCAAGAGGGGCUGUAAGCUGUGGUCCAAUACCAUGGAGAUUCUGGAUGAGAAGGAUGGUGUGGACACAGAACUACUAGUAUAUGCCAUGACCCUAAUCAACAAGACUCUAGCGGGCCUGCCAGACCAGGACUCGUUCUACGACGUGGUGGACUGCCUGGAGGAUCAAGGCAUGGAGACCAUGUCCAAGAGACACCUCGGCAGGAAAGGUUCUGACCUGGAUCUCAUGGAGCAGUUCAACAUCUACGAGGCGACUCUGCGCCACGAGGACGGGGACGACGAGAGCCAGCCACCUCCCGCGGGUCGGAAAGGCCGGCGCCGUGCCAGUGUGGACUGCACCAACGACAGGCGUGGCCUGGAGCGGAGACGAAGCCGGAGACACUCCCUGCAGAACGGGAGAGGACACACCUCUGCCCCGGUGUCCCCCAGUAGCCCCCACUCCCAUGGGGGACAGAACAGCAGCUUCCUGCCCUUCGGAGGCCAGCGUAUUGAUGACGUCAGCGAGAGAGAGGAGGAUGAGGAGGAGGAAGAGGAGGAAGAGGAGGAGGAUGAGGAAGAUGAUGAAAGUCAUGAUAUGACAGAGGCCCCUAGACAUGCCUUGCACAGCACGGUACCGGCCGGAGACGACUCCACCAGCGUGUGUUUGCCUUUUCACUGUAUGGUCAGCCUCCUCCCUGACGCCUCAAAGCCAGAGAGUGCAACCGGGGUCGGCCCUGUGUCCCCGGUGUCCAACCCCCCUAGAAACACUGGCUCCAAACCCCACGUUGUCUGCCAGAGUUGGGGGCCUGUUUCCCAGGUCGUAGUACUGACCCAGAGGAAGCUGCCCGGCACGGCCCACCCUCUGGACAAACCUCAGAGCCCCUCCGUUUCCUCCUCCUUCUCCCUCCACUCUCCCCCGAGGGGACAUCGGCGGCCCUACCUCCCCGUCUCCCGGCUCCCUGACGAGGACCCAAACCAGGUGUCCGUCUGUGCUGAGACCAUGGAGUGUGCUGGGAGGGGCGUGGCCGGAGACGAGCGCUAUAGCCAAACAGCAGUACAAUAUACAUCUAGACCUCCCAUUGCUGCCGGAAGCCGACACGUCGGUCAGGUCACGACCUUCCCCGGCAGGUCCCCGGGUGUAACCAGCGCCAGCGCCCCCACCACUCCUGUACACCGAUCAGUCACCACGCCAGGAACCCCACAGGCGGACUCGAAGCCUGACAGGUCUCCUCUGGGGUGCUUGCUGUCCUCCUCCUACAGGCAACACCAGGAGUCGCUGACUGCAGAGAGAGAGCGGAGACGUCUGGAGAGGGAGGAGCGCCUGCAGAAGAUAGAGAGGGAGGAGAGGACGCGCUUCAAUCGGGAUAAUAUGGACAAAAGGGAGGAGGCCCGACAGGCCAGACAAGAGAGGUAUAAGUGUGUUGAGCGGCUGGCGUCCGAGGAGUUUGAGAGAGAGAGAGAACGCACAAGAGUACCCCUAAGGGGUCGCACAGAGAUCACCCUGAGUCUGAGCCCCACCCCUUCUGGCCGCUCCGCCUCCAUGCGCUCUGUCACCACCUCUGCUAGUGGCCCUCAAGGCGACAGUAUUGUCAGCCCGUCUCAGAAACAAGGAAGUAAAAUAGACAAAGAUCCCAGCCGUGACCUUCAGACCAGAACAACUAGUCCGACGCCACAGUUCACAGCAUCAGGACCUUCUCCAGAAUCCGCAAAGCACUCCUCCCAAUCCCUCUCUGCACCAAAUAAGGAGCAGGUGGAGACAGAGGAGGAGAAUGUAGCUGAAGUUGAGCCAAAGCAGGAAGAAAUAAAGCAAGAGGAGUCAGCAGUAGAUAAACAGACACAGGGUGAAGAACAGGAGAGACCACCUGGGAAUGAGGUGAAAGAAGAGGUAGAGGAGAAGGUAGAGGAUGUGAAGGUAGAGGAGGUGGAGGUAGAGGAGGUGGAGGUAGAGGAGGUGGAAGGUGUAGGGGUGGAGGAGGAGGGUGAGAGGCAGCAGACUGAGUCAGAGGAGAGGGAGGUGGAGGAGAGCUUGGUCCUCCUCAGUGAGAAGGAGAGGCAGAACGAGGAGGUGAACGAGAAGGACAACUGCUCCGCCUCCAGUAUCUCCUCGGCCAGUAGCACUCUGGAGAGAGAGGAGAGGGAGGAGAAACUCACCAACGAUCAAGAAACAGGCCAGUGGCAACAGGGCAUUAAGGAGACGGACGUGAACGGGCAGUGCAGCAAGAUCCUCAACAGCAAGCGCUUCAUGCUGGACAUGCUCUACGCUCAAAACAAGCCACCAGCCAACGAGGAGGAAGAGGAAGCAGAAGAGACGGAACGGACGGAGAAACGCAAAGACGGGAAGGGGACGAGGACAACGUCGGAGGAGGAGGAUCACGAAGACGGGUCGCUGGUGGCCAGUCUGGCCAGCCGCAUCUCAACACUGGAGGCCAGCAGGCAGGCCUGCGAGGAGAAGGUCAGGAAGGUGGAGGUGCAGCACCUGGACAACCAGGGGUCGGUCAGGGUCGUGGCGGGGAGGUUUGGAGACCUGGUUAAAGGCCUGGCGGCGCCACAUGAGACUGAGGCACUGGAAAAGCAACCGCAGGGACAGCUUCAGCUGGAUAAAGACAAAGCCCCUCCUGCCUCCUCGCCUUUAGCUCCUAAGAAGGAGUCAGACUAUAUCUGGGACCAGCUGAUGGCUUCUCCGAGGGAGCUGCGGAUUAAAGAGAUGGACUUCACCGACCUGGCCGAGGAGGAUGAUCUGGAUAUAUUAGAUGUGGACAGUGUGAUGACGGGCUCCAGUGACCGGAUGAUUCCUCCUCCUCCCCCUCCUCCCUGCCUCUCUGCCAUUCCCCCUCCCCCUCCCCUUGGCCUGUUUGGUUCCCCCUUGCUCCCUCCCGUACCUGGCAUGAUGGGGAAGAUGCCCCCUCCACCACCCUUCAUGCCCCCUGGACACGCCCAGGCCUACCCAGGGUCCCCCCAGCUGAGCCGAGGAACAGGGGAGCCCCCUCUGUUCCAGAAGAAGAAGAAGACAAUCCGUCUGUUCUGGAAUGAGGUGAGGCCAAUGGAUGGCCAGUACAAAAACCACAAGCGCUGUAAAGAGUCUCUGUGGUCCAAACUGGAACCAGUCAAAGUUGACACGUCUAAACUGGAACACCUGUUUGAAACCAAGUCCAAGGAGCUUCCUGUUACCAAGAAAACAGCAGUGGAUGGGAAACGACAGGAGGUCAUUGUCCUGGACUCCAAAAGAAGCAAUGCAAUUAACAUUGGCCUUACAGUCCUCCCCCCGCCGCGCACUAUCAAGACAGCCAUCCUCAACUUUGACGAGUACGCUUUGAACAAGGAGGGGAUUGAGAAAAUCUUGACAAUGAUCCCGACGGAGGAGGAGAAGCAGAAGAUCCAGGAGGCUCAGCUGGCCAACCCCGACAUCCCCCUGGGCUCGGCGGAACAGUUCCUCCUCACCUUGUCCUCCAUCACAGAGCUGUCCGCCCGGCUGCAGCUCUGGGCCUUUAAGAUGGACUACGAGGUCAUGGAGAAGGAAGUGGCAGAGCCUUUGCAGGACCUGAAGGAAGGGAUGGACCAGCUGGAGAAGAAUAAGACACUGCGUUACAUCUUGUCCACACUACUGGCGAUAGGAAACUUCCUUAACGGAUCGAAUGCAAAGGGAUUUGAACUGAGUUACUUGGAGAAGGUUCCGGAGGUAAAGGAUACCGUACACAAGCAAUCUCUGCUGCACCACGCCUGCGCCAUAGUGGUGGAGAAGUUUCCAGACAGCUCAGACCUUUACUCAGAGAUAGGAGCCAUCACCCGCUCAGCUAAGGUGGACUUCGACCAGCUCCAAGACAAUCUUACCCAGAUGGAGCGCCGUUGCAAAGCAUCAUGGGACCACCUCAAGGUCAUUGCCAAGCACGAGAUGAAACCUGCACUGAAACAGAAGAUGUCCGACUUCCUAAAGGACUGUGCUGAGAGGAUCAUCAUCUUGAAGAUAGUCCAUCGUAGAAUAAUCAACAGGUUCCACGCCUUCCUGUUGUUCCUCGGCCACCCGUCAUAUGCAGUGCGGGAGGUCAGCAUCCACCGCUUCAGCAAGAUACUCAGUGAGUUCGCCCUGGAGUACCGGACCACGCGGGAACGCGUCCUGCAGCAGAAACAGAAACGGGCCAACCACAGGGAAAGGAACAAGACCCGAGGGAAGAUGAUCACGGACGAUGGAAAGUUCGGCGGCAGCGCGGCAGGACCCGCGAGCGCAGAGGGAGUGCAGCCGCGGGGCCUGCAGUACGAAGAGGACGCGGCGGAGCAUGAGAACAUGAAGGCGGUGCUGAAGGGCAGCUCGCAGGGCUGUUCUGAGAGCGGACCGUCCACUGUGCCUGGCCUACGCACGCGCACACGAGCCAGCAGAUCAGGCCGUGCGGGUCCGUGGGGUUCAUCGGUGAUUGAUGACCCGGUCAAUUGCACAGAGACGGACACCGCAGACGAGAUCAUGGAGCGCAUCGUCAGGUCAGCCACUCAGGGGCCCAGGACGCGGACGGAGCCCCGUGAGCGGAAGAGGUCCCGAGCCAACCGCAAGUCAUUGAGAAGGACACUGAAAAAUGGUCUGACGCCAGAGGAGGCUAACGCCUUGGGGUUAUCUAGUGGUUCAGAGAUGGCUGUGUAGGAUGAACUGAAUCCGGCAGCACAGACGGACACCUGGGAAACCCUCCCUCCACCCUGCCCUUCACUGACCCCUGAACUCUGCUCAACCAGCCAGCCAGUGCACUGCUGCACCAUUGCUUAGCUUGGUCUUUCCCCUGGUUCAGCUUUAUGAUGACUCUAGCUCA
Molecule: messenger RNA, 6044 nt
Organism: Esox lucius (northern pike)
Lineage: Eukaryota; Metazoa; Chordata; Actinopteri; Esociformes; Esocidae
Gene: fhod3b
Product: formin homology 2 domain containing 3b
Exons: 28
Coding region: 569-5881 (1770 amino acids)
Biological process (GO): cortical actin cytoskeleton organization; actin filament network formation; sarcomere organization
Cellular component (GO): cytoskeleton; cytoplasm
Molecular function (GO): actin filament binding
Source: RefSeq, a predicted model, not a curated record